Messenger RNA from Pneumocystis jirovecii RU7, 573 nucleotides. RefSeq names its product calcium-binding protein NCS-1. The record is from RefSeq and is a predicted model, not a curated record. Bases 1 to 573 code for a protein of 190 amino acids. NCBI's taxonomy places the organism in Eukaryota, Fungi, Ascomycota, Pneumocystomycetes, Pneumocystales, Pneumocystaceae. Gene Ontology annotation, molecular function: calcium ion binding. Gene Ontology annotation, cellular component: cytosol; membrane; intracellular membrane-bounded organelle. The transcript has 7 exons.
AUGGGUAAAACGCAGUCAAAGUUGAGUCAAGAGCAACUUCAGGAACUUCAAGAGCUUACUAAAUUUGAUAAAAAAGAACUUCAGCAAUGGUAUAAAGGAUUUCUUAAAGACUGCCCUACUGGGCAUCUUUGUAAAGAGGAGUUUCAGGGUAUUUAUAAGCAGUUUUUUCCUUUUGGAGAUCCGUCAUCGUUUGCAAACUAUGUGUUUAAUGUGUUUGAUAUGGAUAAGAAUGGUAUGAUUGAUUUUAAAGAGUUUAUAUGUGCUUUAUCUGUUACAUCUCGUGGGCGUCUUGAGGAAAAGCUAGUAUGGGCAUUUCGUCUUUAUGAUAUUGAUGAUGAUGGUGUUAUUACAUAUCAAGAGAUGCUUCAGAUUGUGGCAGCAAUUUAUAAAAUGGUUGGAAGUAUGGUUAAGCUUCCAGAAGAUGAAGAUACUCCGGAAAAACGUGUUAAUAAAAUCUUUUGUAUGAUGGAUAAGGAUCACAAUGGUUGUCUCACAUUGGAAGAAUUUCGAGAAGGAAGUAAGAAGGAUUCAACAAUUGUUCAGGCCUUGAGUCUCUAUGAUGGUCUUGUGUGA